AUGGCUUUUAAUGACGAAAUAGCAGUUAUGAAUAUAUCUGAUCUAGUCAUUAAGACCACAGAAAUGCAUACAGGAGGGGAGCCACUCAGAAUUGUAGAAUCUGGGUAUCCGAAAAUCUCAGGAGAAACUAUAUUAGAGAAACGAAAAUUCGUAAAAGAAAAUUUUGAUUUUUUGAGAAAGUUUCUCAUGUUUGAACCAAGAGGGCAUUUCGACAUGUAUGGCGCGCUUCUCAUAGAACCAGACAACCCUGAAGCAGAUAUGGCAGUUUUGUUUAUGCAUAAUGAAGGGUAUAGCACUAUGUGUGGCCAUGCAGUGAUUGCAUUGGGGCGCUAUGCUCUUGAUAAGGGGCUUGCAAGGCAUAAACCGUCCCCUCCCGAGACUGAGGUGAAUAUCCAAUGUCCAUGUGGCCUGGUGAAAGCCUUUGUUGAAUGUAAUCACUUAGGAGAAACUGGGCGAGUGAGGUUUCACAGUGUUCCCUCCUUUUUAUUUGCUGCAGAUGUUAAAGUGUCCGUCCCAGGUUAUGGUGAACUCCAGGUGGACAUAGCUUAUGGAGGAGCAUUCUAUGCAUUCGUUACCACAGAAGCAUUGGGUCUCAACUUCCAAACAAAGAAAACUUCUGAAAUAGUUGAUGCAGCCUCAAAAGUUACAGAAGCAGUAAAAUCCACUGUGAAACUCCACCACCCAGAUAGUCCUGACCUGGCUUUCUUAUAUGGAACCAUUGUCACUGAUGGCAAGGAAGAGUUUUCUCAGGAACCAACUGCUAACAUUUGUGUCUUUGCUGACAGGCAGGUGGACAGAUGUCCUACUGGUUCUGGAGUAACAGCACGUAUUGCUCUUCAGUUUGCCAAGGGCCUGAUAAGUAUUGACCAAGAGAGGGUGUUUGAAAGUGGUUGUACUGGGUCUAGAUUUACUGGCAAAGCUAUACGUAGUUGCAAGGCAGGAACACAUGAUGCUGUUGUGGUGGAAGUGAGUGGCAAUGGAUAUUAUACUGGAUCUUGUACCUUUAUAGCAGAGGCAAAAGAUAUGCUGAAAGAGGGAUUCAUUCUGAAUUGA
Molecule: messenger RNA, 1053 nt
Organism: Lingula anatina
Lineage: Eukaryota; Metazoa; Brachiopoda; Lingulata; Lingulida; Lingulidae
Product: trans-L-3-hydroxyproline dehydratase
Molecular function (GO): hydro-lyase activity
Source: RefSeq, a predicted model, not a curated record